AUGGAGGAGUGGGAGUAUAUAGAGGAACACAGGGGUCUGUACAAGGACGUGAUGAUGGAGAAUCACCAGGCAUUGAAGAUGGAUAUGACAGAGAGGAUAAUAAAUCUCUUCCUGGACAUCAUCUGUGUGCUGACUGGAGAGGGUGAAGAUCUUAUUGAUGUUAAAGUAGAAGAUAUAAAAGUAGAUGAGCAGACGCAUGUGAUGGGUGAUCAGCAGUGUAAGGAGGAGGAAAUCCCUACAGAUAUCAGCACAGACUCCUCUAAAGAUCCAUCUACUGAUAUAAAGGAGGAAUCAGUCUCAUGUGAUGGAGACCUCACACAUACUGACAUGUAUACAGCCGCAGAUCAUACACAGAAAAUAUCUACUCAUAUAAAAAGCAACUGCAUUACAAAUGCGUCUUGCUCUGGAUGUGAAAAAUGUUUUACUCUUAAUUCAGACCUUGUUAUACAUCAGAGGAGUCACACAGGAGAGCCACCAUAUUCCUGCUCAGAAUGUGGGAAAGGGUUUAGAAGUAAUUCAGAACUUCUUGUACAUCAGAUGAUUCAUACAGAUGAAAAACUGUUUUCUUGCUCAGAAUGUGGGAAAUGUUUUAAAGUAAAUUCACAUCUUGUUAGACAUCAGAUGAUUCAUACAGGAGCAUACCCAUAUUCCUGCUCUGAAUGUAAGAAAUGUUUUAGAUGUAAAUCAGAACUUGUUAUACAUCAGAGAAGUCACACAGGUGAGAGGCCAUAUUCCUGCUCUGAAUGUGAGAAAUGUUUUACAGUGAAAUCAGAACUUGUUAUACAUCAGAGAAGUCACACAGGUGAGAGGCCAUAUUCCUGCUCUGAAUGUGAGAAAUGUUUUACAGUGAAAUCAGAACUUUUUCGACAUCAGAGACGUCACACAGGUGAGAGACCAUAUUCUUGCUCUGAAUGUGGAAAUGGGUUUAGAAAUAAUUCAGAACUUGUUGAACAUCAGAGAAGCCAUACCGGAGAGAAACCAUUUUCCUGCUCUGCUUGUGGGAAAUCUUUUACACGGAAAUCAGAUCUUGUUCAACAUCAGAAAAGUCACACGGGGCAGAGACCAUAUUCCUGCUCUGAGUGUGGGAAAUGUUUUACACGUCAUCCACAUCUUGUUAGACAUCAGAGUCUUCACACCGGAGAGAGACCGUAUUCUUGCUCGGAAUGUGGGAAAUGCUUUAUACGUAAUUCUCAACUUGUUGUACAUCAGAGACUUCACACCGGAGAGAGACCAUAUUCCUGCUCAGAAUGUGGGGAAGGGUAUAGAAGUUUUCCAGAGCUUGUUAGGCAUCAGAGAUUUCAUACAGGUGAGAGACCGUUUUCUUGCUCAGAAUGUGGGAAAGGGUUUGAAGAAAAGUCUCUACUUGUUAGACAUCAGAUGAUUCACACAGGAGCAUACCCAUAUUCCUGCUCUGAAUGUGAGAGAGGUUUUUCAAUUAAAUCAGAAUUUGUUAGACAUCGGAGAAGUCACACAGGUGAGAGCCUGUUUUCUUGCUUAGAAUGUGGGAAAGGGUUUGAAGUAAAGUCUCUACUUGUUAGACAUCAGAUGAUUCACACAGGAGCAUACCCAUAUUCCUGCUCUGAAUGUGAGAGAGGUUUUUCAAUUAAAUCAGAACUUGUUAGACAUCAGAGACGUCACACAGGAGAAAGACCGUAUUCUUGCUUGGAAUGUGGGAAAGGGUUUAAAAGUAAUGCAGAACUUGUUAUACAUCAGAGACGUCACACCGGAGAGAGACCGUAUUCUUGCUCUGAAUGCGGGAAAUGCUUUACAUGCAAUUCAGAACUUACUAAACAUCAGAAAAGUCACACAAGAGUGAACCCAUGA
Messenger RNA from Pseudophryne corroboree (corroboree frog), 1824 nucleotides. Its product is annotated as zinc finger protein 420-like. The record is from RefSeq and is a predicted model, not a curated record. The transcript has 3 exons. NCBI's taxonomy places the organism in Eukaryota, Metazoa, Chordata, Amphibia, Anura, Myobatrachidae. The coding region runs from base 1 to 1824 and encodes 607 amino acids.